Coffea arabica (coffee) is the source of this 4334-nucleotide messenger RNA. The record is from RefSeq and is a predicted model, not a curated record. NCBI's taxonomy places the organism in Eukaryota, Viridiplantae, Streptophyta, Magnoliopsida, Gentianales, Rubiaceae.
GAACUUCCUAUAGUUCGACGAAUACCUCUGAAAAUAAUUUUCAACAACCGAGCUUCAGAAUUUGCCUCAAAAAUCCCAGUAAUUAGUUCAUUUCAGACCGGAAGACGAUGGCGAUGAUGAUGAUGAAGACGGUGACGAUGCAGAGAAGAGCUUCUUCUGCGGCGAUUGUUUCCAUUGCUCGGUCUCACGGAGCAGCGGCUUCAUUAGGUACUCCUGCUCCUGCAGGUUGUACUACUCUUGCAUCAUUCCUCUCUGCAUUCCCAAACCAUAAACCCCAUUUGGCUUUUUAUUCUGCUAUUAGUAGUAAAUUUAAGAGUUCUUCUGAAAAAGCUCUGAAAUUUCAACCUGAAUUAAGGAAUGAUAUUAAUAAUGUCAACAGUCUUGAUGAUGCUUUGAGCUUGUUCGAGCGGAUGGUCCGGAUGAGGCCUCUGCCUUCUGUUAUUCAAUUCAAUCAACUGCUGACUUGUAUUGUUAAGAUGAAGAAUCAUUAUUCUUCAGUUAUUUCCCUUUUUAGAGAUAUGUCUGCCAAGGGCAUUCCUAUUGAUGAUUACACCCUCACUCUUGUGAUUAACUGUUACUGCGUUGUGGGCCGAGUGGAUUUAGCUUUUUCUACAUUGUCUGGCUUCUUCAAACGUGGUUUUGUUCCUAAUGUGGUCACCUUUGGCACUUUACUUAAGGGACUCUUUCGAGAACACAAGGUUCCUGAGGCGCAAGAAUUGUUCAAAAAGAUAAUCAAGGAAAAACUUUGUAAACCCAAUGAAACUAUGUUGGGCAUUGUGAUAGAUGGGCUCUGUAAGGCAGGAAACACUCAAACAGCGAUUGAAUUCCUCAGAGCAAUGGAAAAACGAGGAAGCCCUUGUAAGCCUACUGCAAUUAUUUACAAUACUGUCAUUGACAGCUUGUGCAAGGAUAAAAUGGUUGAUGAAGCUCUUGCCCUCUUACAGGAGAUGAUUGAAAAGGACAUUCCCCCGAAUGUUGUCACUUACAAUUGUUUGAUUCAUGGUCUGUGCAACUUAAGCAGAUGGAAGGAUGUUGACAAGCUCUUUGCUGAGAUGAAGGUUCAUAAUAUUGUUCCAGAUGUUUUUACUUUCAAUAUAGUGGUGGAUGCACUGUGUAAGGAAGGGCAUAUAGAAGAUGCUGAAGAGGUAGUGCACAUCAUGGUUCAGCAAGGUCAAAAUCCCGACCUGGUCACAUACAGUUCCUUAAUGGAUGGGUACUGUUUACAGAGGCGAAUAGAUGACGCAAGUAGAGUUUUCAAUACCAUGGUUGCUAGCGGCUUACACCCAAUCUCCAUGGCUAUGGUAUUCUGAUAAAUGCCUAUUUCAAGGCCAAUAAAGUGGAAGCAGCCAUGAAUCUCUUUCGAGAGAUUCAGCAUAAAGGUUUAACACCUGAUAUUGCUGUUUAUACCACUGUCUUACAAGGGUUAUUUAGUUCAGGAAGGUAUCUUGGUGCACUAGAAAUUUUCAAUGAGAUGCAAGCUUCUGGCAUGAAGCCUAAUUUUCACACUUACUGCGUGAUGUUGGAUGGGUUAUGCAAGACUGGACAUAUCGAUGAAUCAUUGCAGUUAUUCCAUGCAAUGGAAACUGAUGGAACAAAUCUACACAUAGAAAUGUACAAUAUCAUCCUUGAUGGGUUGUGCAAAAGCAAGAGGCUCGAUAGUGCUCGAGAUCUUUUCAACAAUCUCUCCCUUAAAGGAUUGGACCCUAAUGUCAUAACAUACAACACCAUGAUUGCUGGCCUGCUUUCAGAAGGUCUGCUCAUCGAGGGUAAAGAGCUCAUUGAAAAAAUGGAAGAGAAGGGUUGCUUGGCAAAUAGUGUUACAUACAAUGUCAUUCUGCAAGGACUCCUUAAGGGAGGUCAUUAUGAUGAUGCGAUGGUCUAUCAUGAAGAAAUGGUCCAUAGAGGAUUCUUGCUGGAUGCAUCUACGUUUUCCAUUUUACUUGAUUUAUCUGCUGCGAAUCAGAACAAUCCUUCUGUGCUUUUUUUGAUGCUGAAGAUUGAUCCCGAUAGCAAGAAGUUCAUGGAUGGGGGACAAAGAGGACCUUCACAUUAGUUGUAACAUGUUGGUCGUGCAGUUUUUUGGCCCCUGAUGUUUAAUUUGCUGGUAGAAAUGUUAAUAAGGUUCACAUUUGAUCCUUUUGUCACUUAUCAUCUUUGUUUAGAGGAGGCCUCUUGGUGAUAUUUUGUGAAAUACCUCAGAGAGCAUCGGUCUGGUGGUGAAGCUGCAUUCCUUAGGGAAGUUCAAUUGUUAGGUGUAUCAGUUCACAGACAGUUGGUGCAGUUAAUUGGAUUUGCACGACUUCUUCUCAAGACUUCUUCUCAAGACUUCUUCUUUAUCUUUUCAUGGAGAACUUCAAUGUGGCAUGUCACUUAAGUGGUGGAGCAGGAGAGGGGUGGAAUCUGAAUUGCAGUGUGAUGAUUUGAUGUCAGCUCAAACUGGAUAGAGACAAUUAAUCAGGUACUAUUAGUCACUGAGGUGGAAAUGAGAGAUAUAUGUUGCCUUUGCUAGCUAUUAUUGGGCAUAAUUUGCGGUGAUAACAAUGACCUUUCAGUGAUUGUAAAAUAUCUAUUUGUGCCCAUGAUAGACCACAGACCGGGAGAGAAAGGCCUUGAUUGACUUAGUAGAAAUGAAUUUACUUUCAUACAGCACAUGUCCUGGAGUACUUGCAUGAGCAUUGCAAUACAAAAUUGUACACCAAGAUUUGAAGGCUGGCAACAUCCAUCUGGAUGAUGACUUUGAAGCUUUCUUCAGUGGGUACAAAACUAACACAUUAGGACUCAAGUCUGGGGAACUACGGGACACAUUGCCCCUGAAUAACUGGAAAGCCUUUGGAGAAGACGGAUGUAUUCGGAUAUGGUAUGACCCUUGUAGAACUUGUAACCAGUCAGUGUGCAAUGGAUUUCUGGUUGAAGAGGAGGAUGUAAUAUUGCUAGAUAAGGUCUUGUUUCUGGAGUUACCUGUCUCUAGUUUCAAUCCUGAAUAGAAGUUUCUCGUAGUGUUUGGGUCUUUAUCUUGCACCCAAACACUUGCCGACUUACUGCUUAUAUCUACUGUGGCUGCUAUGAUUUGUACAAAAAGAGAGUAUACAAGAGAGAACCUCUAUGGGCAAGAACUGGGUUGCAUUUCAAGGAAACCCCGAUCUAGAUGAACUUUCGUUUAACAUCCCAUCCAAAGCCAACUUUAAUUUAAAAGAGCUUUAUCCUGCCAUCUAUUGGAUUGUGAUGCUAGACCAAACCAUUUGGGGAUUAAAUUUGAAUUUGGUUGGAUGUUGAACCAAGUUCAUCUGAAUCGAGGCUGGAAUGGAUGUCCAAUGCCUUACCGAAGAACUUGAGCCAUCCUAUGAUUUAUCUUCAGUAGCACCACCAAUAUCACACCACCUCCUCCGCAAUUGCCUAAGUUUUCGCUUGAUUGGGUUUUCUCAAAAAUGCAACUCGAUUUUUUAUUUUUGCUGUAUGCCACGUUGUGUAUAUUUGAUGCAGUAGUUUCUUCCUUUCAGCAUUUAGUUCUCCAAAAGGAUCACCUUACACAACCUUUGGGAUUCACAUCAUUCGUGGCUGUAGCUCUAGAGUGUAUGAAGUAUUACACCAUUUAGUAGUUUAUUUCUUUGCCAAUUAUGAGUUCUGGGAUCAUUUUGGUUUUAUCUUCUACUUUUGAGGAAUAAACAUCUUCUACAAGAAAAUUGGCACCCCUGGCCACCUAACCAAAAAACCUUGUCGCUCUACCUGUUGGUCAGUACACCCUGGAUGUGUUCUGGUUUUGCCUCCUAUAAAUAACAGGAGAAUCAUUGAAUGUUUAGCAUAGCACACUCUUAUGAAUUGCUUUUGGUACUGCAGCACUACUUUCUAAGUUCUUGUUAAAUUGACAAAUGCUAAGUGUUGGUAUAUGAUUUGUGUCCUGCAAAUAUUAUGCCGGGCUAGCUCGAAAAAAUUCGAAGAAUUCUUUUCCACAGAAACUCGUUAAAAUUCACACUAGCAUAAAGCAACUCUAAUGAUUAUGUCUUAAGGUCAUUUAAUCUCUCAUUUGAAUUGAUAGGAAGUUUUGUCUGCAUUUUGGUCAAUUUGUCAGCUAUUAGAUAGAUGACUAGCUAAAACCUAUUGUGAAUUAUAAGAUGUGCUAGAAAGAGAUCAGAAUCCUAAAAUUAGAAAAACUGAUGAAAGUGUUUGGGUAAAAAAGUUUGUUGAGGGACUCUCCUUGUACCUAUUCCUGAUGUAGAUAGCCUCAGUUGAUGCUGUGUGACUCCUUGCUGUGUCAGGCAAAUAAAUAUGUUUAAAUCGGUCAAUAAGUUGCUCAUGGUUGGAUUCUGUCCUUGCAAACUCUCUGUUUCCAUGUAAGU